GAGGCGGAAGUGGAGCCGCCCCGAGCCGCCAGCGCUUCAGCCCCGCCAGCGCCUCAGCCCCUCCGCGCCUCGGCCCAUGGCCGCCUACCCCUACCGCCCUGGCCCCGGCGCCGGCCCUGCGGCGGGCGCGGCGCUGCCGGACCAGAGCUUCCUGUGGAACGUCUUCCAGAGGGUUGAUAAAGACAGGAGCGGCGUGAUCUCGGACAACGAGCUUCAGCAAGCGUUAUCCAACGGCACAUGGACUCCAUUUAAUCCCGUGACUGUCAGGUCCAUCAUAUCCAUGUUUGACCGGGAGAACAAGGCUGGCGUGAACUUCAGCGAGUUCACUGGCGUCUGGAAGUACAUCACAGACUGGCAGAACGUCUUCCGCACCUAUGACAGGGACAAUUCCGGGAUGAUCGACAAGAACGAGCUCAAGCAGGCGCUCUCAGGUUUUGGGUACCGGCUCUCUGACCAGUUUCACGACAUCCUCAUUCGAAAGUUUGACAGACAAGGACGGGGGCAGAUCGCGUUUGAUGACUUCAUCCAGGGCUGCAUCGUCUUGCAGAGGUUGACAGAUAUAUUCAGACGCUACGAUACAGAUCAGGACGGCUGGAUUCAGGUGUCAUAUGAACAGUAUCUUUCCAUGGUCUUCAGCAUUGUAUAACACGGGCCUUUUGCAAAUAGCAGCGUGACUUACGGAAGAAAGACAUUUUCAAAUGCCAAAUCUGUUAACCUUUAACAAAAUGAAACACAGAUGCAGUUAGAUACUGUUCUUCCUUUAGAUUUUAUAUAAUUAAUAUUUGGGGACCUGACUGUACAUAUGUGGAUAAGCUGAUUAACGUUUUGCAGUUGUAACAAUGGUUAUAUCAUUAUUCAGAUACAGACAUUUGAUUUGGUGACUGUUUAAUUGUGCCAUGAGGUCAGAUAGAAUAAUGUUUCAGAUAUUCUGCAUGCAGAAAAUGCAUCAUGUGCUUUUCUAGAUAGCUCCAGCUCUAUAGUGCAAAUACUUUUAUUAGCCAAUAGGAAUUUUAAAAUAAUGUGAAACUUGCACAGAAAGCUUUUUAUGUGCCUUUUUAAAAAGGGGUUUAUUGUAUUCAUUUGGAUAUGCAAUGUAAGCAAUAAAGCACAUGUGCCCCUUGUC
This is a messenger RNA of Ceratotherium simum simum (southern white rhinoceros), 1123 nucleotides long. It is a transcript of the gene PDCD6, whose product is annotated as programmed cell death 6. NCBI's taxonomy places the organism in Eukaryota, Metazoa, Chordata, Mammalia, Perissodactyla, Rhinocerotidae. Gene Ontology annotation, molecular function: calcium ion binding. The record is from RefSeq and is a predicted model, not a curated record.